This is a messenger RNA of Chironomus riparius, 1620 nucleotides long. The record is from the annotation of a GenBank genome assembly. NCBI's taxonomy places the organism in Eukaryota, Metazoa, Arthropoda, Insecta, Diptera, Chironomidae.
AUGGGAAAGAAGCAGCAUCAAAAGGAUAAGAUGUACCUUACGUACACAGAAUGGGGUACACUCUUUGGUGGCAAAAAGGCUGAAAACCUUGAGAAUGAGCACAUAAAGUUCAAAAGACUUCCAUUCGACCAUUGCUGCUUAUCUCAGAUACCAUUCGAAAUCCCUUAUGCUGAUGAGCAUGGAAAUGUCUUCGAACUGGAACCAAUUGCUAAAUUUGUAAAGCAGUUCAAAAAAAAUCCAGUAACAGGAGAGCCACUAGACGUGAAGAAAGGACUUACAAAGCUUACAUUCGCAAACAAUACAAAUGACGAUAGCGAGGAAAUGGCAAGAUUCCAAUGUCCAGCACUUUUUAAGCCAUUUACAAAGAAUUCUCAUGUUGUCUACAUUAAAACCACUGGAAAUGUCUUUUCAUAUGAAGCAGUUGAGCAACUUAACAUCAAGACAAAAAAUUGGAAGGACUUGAUCAAUGAUGAGCCAUUUACACGUAAAGACAUCAUCACCAUUCAGGAUCCAACUCGACUGGAGAAGUUUGAUAUUUCCAAGUUCUUUUAUAUUAAAAAUAACUUGCGUGUAGAGUCAGAAGAAGAACGGCUUAUGAGAUUAGAUCCUAAACAGAGACUUCAGAAAAUGACGACAGAAACGAGAGAAAUCCUCGAUGAACUUGAAUCCACAUACAAAGAGAAGAAACAGACUAAAGAUGACGAAAUUAAAAGACCUGACAAGUUCAAUGCUGCAUAUUAUUCAACAGGUCGUGUUGCUGCAAGCUUUACAUCAACAGUUAUGGAACCGACAAGUAGAAAUGACGCAGAUGUUCUAGCUGAUGAUAUUGUGAGGUACGAACGUGUUAAAAAGAAAGGAUAUGUUAGGCUUAAUACAAAUUUUGGUCCAUUGAACAUUGAAUUGUUCUGUAAUGAUGUCCCAAAAACAUGUGAGAACUUUCUUAAGCACUGCAAAAAUGGAUAUUUUAAUGGCACUAAGUUCCAUCGAUCAAUUAGAAAUUUCAUGAUUCAAGGCGGUGACCCAACAAGUAAGCAUGGCAAGGCUGGAAAAGGUGGAACCUCAAUAUGGAAUAAUAAGUUUGAAGAUGAAUUUAAGCCAGGUUUAAGCCACAACUUCAGAGGAAUUGUAUCAAUGGCCAAUUCAGGUCCAAAUACAAAUGGUUCACAAUUCUUCAUCACUUAUCGAUCAUGUAAGCAUCUUGAUGGCAAGCACGUGAUUUUUGGAAAGCUUGUUGGUGGUGGAGAAUCUUUAAAUGACAUGGAAAAAGUGGAAGUAGACAAGUUUGACUAUCCAAUUGAAGAUAUAAUCAUUCAAAGUUGCACAGUCUUUGUUGAUCCAUACGAGGAAGUAGACCAGGAAUUAGAAGAACUAAGAAGAGUUGAAGCUGAGAAAAUUCAAAAAGAAAAAGAUGAGCUAAUGGCAGCGAAGAAAAAGAAGCAACAAAAAAGUACAGCACUUAAAGUUUACAGAGAAGGAGUUGGCAAAUAUUUAGCAAAACCAGCCACGAAAACAUCACUUCCUAGCACUUCUUCUGAGCCUCCAGCAAAGAAGAAGAAAGAUACAACUUACGAUUUUAAUUUUAAUAACUGCACAAGACGAGUGGUGAAUUUGCAAAAAUAA